AGGCAGGAAGUGGUGGAGCGAGAGAAGGAGGAAGUGCAGCGGCUACUGAGGGAGGCACAGAAAACAGUGUGGAGGAGGAGAGAGGGAUUCCAGGAGAGGAUAGGAGAGGACAAGCUGAGGGGAGAGAGAAGCGCAGAGAGAGGGAGAGAGACUGUACAGGAGGUGAUCUGGAGGAAGAGAGAGGAAGAGGGGGAGAAAGCCAAGGCCAUCCAGAGAGGACACGAGACCAUCUGGAGGAAGAGAGAGGGGGAGUGAGGAAAAGGGAGAGGGAGUGAAAGAGUACAGAGGAGGAAGAGUUCAAUUACUUAGGAGUAUUCUCCAGCAGCCUUGGAACCUGAAAAACAAAGCUGCUCACAGAAGAGAAAGAGGGAUAAAGAGAGAGAGGAAUAAAAAGCAGGAGGGAUAGAGAGAUUUUCCCUGGCAGAAUUGGUGUUUGGCCAUAGAUCAGCAGGUCUUAACAGAACUUUGCUAUAUUAAACUCUGCAGAUAAUCUUACUCUGUUGUAUCGACCCUUCACUGCUGUGUCUUGGCAGUGUGUGUGUGUGUGUGUGUGUGUGUGUGUGUAUCAGCACUGUGUGUGUGUGUGUGUGUCGGCCCUAUAUGUGUGUGUCCCUUCUGAUCUACUCGUUGGCAGCUGAUAGGGAUUUUAUGGGCCCGUGUCAGGCAAGAGAGGCUAGUGAGCUACUGCCCCGACAGACACGCUGAAACGCGCACACACACACACCACAGACUCACACACGCUGUGCCAUUUACAGGCAGUAGAGUAGGUUUCUACUCCAACACAUGCUAACAGACACAUGAGGGUAGGCCCCUUGAUGCAGUAACUCAUACCACCUGAGUGUCUGUGUCAAUAGACAAUCACAUUCUGAGGUUGUAUGUGGAAUCUCCAUGGUGCUCAAAGAUGAACAACUGGACUUAAGUGCCAUGCUACAUUAGUUGACAUGCUGAUGUGCUCAAACAGCAUUUUUCAGAACAGGUGCUACAUACUUGAUCACAAAAAUCCUUUUUGAUUCUGUCUAUUGGAAAGUGGCAUUCAUUUCUGUGGAUUGAAAGUCAUAAAAUGUUGUAAGACUGAUAGUGUAGACACCAAACAACUGAGUAUCACUCCAUCAGUGUGCUGGGUUAGACUCUUAGAGAGUGAUACCCUCUGAUCUUCAAUCGCUCCUCUUGCUGCUCUCCUCUGUCUUGUAGAUGAAGGUGUUUCUUGCGCAGUGUCUGCUGCACUGCCUGACAAUGACGGGAGGAUAUAAAACGGGGCGGACGGAUGGACAACGGUCACUGAGAGGGAAAGAAAGACCCGUGUGUUUUUGAGCGAGAGACUGAUAAUACAGAGAAAGAGAGAAUGAACCACCAUUGUUGUUUAGACUGAAUCACACCAGUGUGUGUGGACUUGUUAGAGAAACACUGAAAUAACAUCGAACAUCUCAGAUCCAUGAUGGAGCUGGUCCCUAAAACUAAGUACACUCACUUCCGGAGUGAAUCUCUCAGUUCGAAUGACGAUACCAACUCCAACCCUUUCUCCCUCCCCCCUUCCACCGCCGCAACCCCCCUCACCCCUCCUGGGCUACCCUCCUCCCUCUCCUCCUCCUCUCUCACCCCCAUCCUCCCCCCUUCCUCCCCCCGCCGGGCCGAGAACAGCCCCACCACGCUCUGUUCCUUCUUCCCCAGGAUGGGAGCCCUUCGCCUGGGCAUCUCUGCUACUCUACUCCCAGGCCUCAAGGUCUCCAGCAGGCCUCAGCAGGCUCAAGCCCCCAUGGGGUCUUCAGGGGGUAACAGUUCCAGCUCUCCCACUCCUCACCCCCCUCCCUGUCUAACAGCCCCCUCUCCCCUCCAUCGCCCCCCUCUGCAGGAUAUGAACCGGCUGGGUGGGGCGUCCAGGAGGGCGCGGGUGGAGGGGGGGCAGCUGGGGGGAGAUGAGUGGACACGCCACGGCUCCUUCGUCAACAAGCCCACCAGAGGAUGGCUACACUCAGACCAUGUGGUCAGCACCACUGGGGUCGCCUACUCAGUACGGUAUAUGGGCUGUGUGGAGGUGCUACAGUCUAUGAGGGCGCUGGACUUCAACACCAGAACUCAGGUCACCAGAGAGGCUAUCUCAGUGGUGUGUGAGGCAGUGCCUGGAGCCAAAGGAGCCCAACGCAAGAGAAAGCCGUCGUCUCGCUGUAUGACGUCCAUUCUGGGGAAACGUAACCUGCAGUUUGCUGGGAUGACCAUCAGCCUGACGGUCUCUACCAGCAGCCUCAACCUGCUGGCCUCUGACUGCAAACAGAUAAUAGCAAAUCAUCACAUGCAGUCCAUCUCUUUCGCUUCUGGAGGAGACCCAGACACAGCAGAGUAUGUAGCAUACGUGGCCAAAGACCCAGUCAACCAGAGAGCGUGUCAUAUCCUGGAGUGUUCGGAGGGCUUGGCCCAGGAAGUCAUCAGUACCAUAGGGCAGGCCUUCGAACUACGCUUCAAACAGUACCUGAAGAACCCCCCCAAACUGGUCACCCCCCAUGACAGGAUGGCUCCGUUUGAUGGCUCAGCAUGGGAGGAAGAGGAAGAUGAGGGAGCACCGCCCCCUGCAGAUGUUCCGUACUAUAAUAACUUCCCCGGGAAACAACCUCCUCCUGGGGGACUGGUGGACAUGAGGGCCCGCCCUGUGGCUACGCUGCCCUAUGGACAGCCGGGUCAGAAUGAUAUUCACAAGCAGCCGCUUCCCCCUCUACCAAUGGGAGCAAAGGAGGGAGGGCGGGACCUGUGUGAUGACCCCUCAUACGUCAAUGUGGAUAAACCCCGCCUCGCAACAGCUGCAGCCAAUGGCAAUGCUCACAGAGAUGCGUUCGACAUGAAGCCUUUUGAUGAUUCCCUGGGUGUAUCAGGUCUGGGGGUCUCAGCGGCGCCCCCUCUGGUGGAACAGCUGCAGUGCGAGGCCUGGUUCCACGGCAGCCUGAGUCGCAGGCAGGCUGAGAGACUGCUGACCCGUGACGGAGACUUCCUGGUCCGAGAGUCAGGCACCACCCCUGGACAGUACGUCCUGACUGGACAACAGGGGGGUCAGCCCAAACACCUACUACUGGUCGACCCAGAGGGAGUGGUACGUACCAAAGACCACCACUUUGAGAGUGUGAGCCACCUGAUCAGUUACCACAUGGACAACAGACUGCCCAUCGUAUCAGCAGGCAGUGAGGUGUGUCUGCAACAACCAGUGGAGCACAGGGCCUGAACACACACACGCAGAAAUGCAACACACACACACUCUCAGAAACACUACACACAUAAGCAGUGCUGACAACAUUAAGGAAAGCCAAAAAAAACACCUCUAACUCUUUCUGCCAAAAUCAUUUGCUCUCUGCUUUUCCUCACACCCUUCUCUCCUCCUUGACGACUCACUGUUACCUCCGUGAUCCCUCCUUCUGUUCAUCCUUCCGUCAUCGAGGUCCACUCCCUCCAUCCCUCCAAAGAACGUGGGAGUAACACCUAGGAACACUUUAUUUUCCUUCUCAUCGGGACAGAAAUGAAUACAAUUUAGUAAAAAAAUGGAGCAUUAUUAAUUAAAUCAUGCCAUUCAUUCAGAAAUGAUUAUAUCAUAGUAAAGGACUAUGCACCUUGGAGGGGAGGAGUGAAACGUAGAGAAAGGAAUGGAGGGAGAGGUCUUGAUCCAGACAUGGCAGAGGAAACAGUUUCUCUCACCGUCACAGAAGCACUCCAAAGACUUGUCUGAUGAUUGGACUCAUCAGAGAGCUCAGACAUGGAUCCUCCAAUCAAAUAUCAGUGGAACACAGGAACAGCCAAUCAAAUAUCAGUGGAACACAUGAAUAACCAAUCAUGACUGAGAUCAGGCCUCCUGUUAAUAUGCAUUGACAUUUUUGUGUCCACACCAAUCAGGGCCCUCGCUUACCAUCAAGCCACUUCCAAUAAAAUACCUUUCAUCUUUGACCAUUGACCCUGAGUGAUACCUGAUGAUGUCACGGAGGACGUCUCUGUAUGCAAAAAGAGGGUUGCUAUACCAACAGCCAUUGUCUCCGUCUGUCCAAAUAUGGACAAGGUUUCUUUCCGGCCUCCGAAGGUGGAGUUUGAUAAAAGGAUGUCCGACAUCCGCCUGUCUGUCUGCAUGGGACUGGUCUCCCUGUCUGUCUGCAUGGGACUGGUCUCCCUGUCUGUCUGCAUGGGACUGGUCUCCCUGUCUGUCUGCAUGGGACUGGUCUUUCCUUUCUGUCUGCAUGGGACUGGUCUUACCUUUCUGUCCUGAUCAUGACAAAGAAAGUGGACUUGGUUGGACUGGGGCAGCAGAAACCAUGGAGAUGACUCCUACACCAACAUACAGUGUGCUAGUCUGUAUCUGUCAUGUGUACUUUCAUUGGGAGUAUAGUGUCUUUACAUAGAGAGGGAUGGAGAGAAGACUGGGAAGGGGCAGGAGGCCAGGGGGAGGUUCCACAUCUAGAGAUGUCAUCAGACCUAGACACGAUGUCAUCUGAAAGAGCUCAAAACCAAUUCUACGACGAUGUCACAGUCAACCCAAAUGCGGCUGUCACAAUUUAAUCGGUGCUGUGUUGGAAUCGUAGUUCGGAUUAAUGCCAAUAUUUUCUUGCUUUUCAAUGGAUUUGUUGUUAAUAUCUGCUUGCCUUGACAAUCUAUGGCCAUGUCUCUGUCUGGACGGGUGGGGAGUGGAGAGGUUGGGGGGCAUACUGGAUGAAGUGUGUUUAAUGCCGAAAGCGUUCGGUCCAGAGCAUUCAAAGCAUAGAUUUUAUCUCCUCCCCAAAUGUGCUGCAACACUUGGUCAGGAGAUUAGCUUUUAGCGUUAGCAUUAGCGUAAGCAUUAGUGUGUGAUGUGUUUCUUGUCAGCUCACUGCAGGGAAAACUGCAGUGUUGUUCACAACAAAAUCUGGGAGCUUCGCGAACGUUGGUCAGACGUUGGACUUUGACGUGUUGUUUUCCUUGGAAUUAGAAGAUGGUAGAGGGAGAGAACGUGGAGGAAUCAUCCUCUCCCUCCUUCUCUUCAUGAUAUGUUUUGUAUCUUUUACUCGUGCCUUGUUUCUUCGAUGCAGUCACCUCACUCCAGUGCAGUCUGUCACCUAAUGUACUGUGCUUAUUGUACAGUCAGUUGAUGUACUUAAUCCAAAUGUAGUGGACCGUUGGAUCCUGUCACAUGGUCUCUCAGUCCAUCAAAGACUCUGCAAAAAGGACACUGACUCUCACCACCCAGGUCCAGUGAUGCCAAUCCGCUCCUCUAUUGCACAUUCAUUCUUACUUCCUGUUGUCACUUGUUGUUGUCACGGUUGCUUGAUGUCGCAGCUCUCAUUAGAGGGAUUUCCACUCCACCUGUAAAUAACAUCAGAUCUGAUUGGUUGGUUUGAGUUCUUGGUUCUGAAAUGAAAGUCUUUAUUGUUUAGAUGUUAUUAAUAACAUGGGUGGGACAGAACCAGAUACUGUAUUUCACAUGUAAUACCCACGGAAUACUUUUCUCUCUGAAUCUAAUUCAUUUUGAUUCUAGCCAAUGAACCAUGUCCAGGUUUUUGAGGGAGGCUGAAACCAAACUGUAAAUGUGGAAGUGAAGAGUAAACUGGGAUCUGCCACCUGCUGUACAAAAUAUUUCUGUCUCAUCAGUAGGGUUGCAAAAUCCUGUGGUUUUCCAGAAAUCCUGGUUGGAGGAUUCACGGAAUUCCUGUUUAUUCGCUUGUGUAAUUCUAGGAUUAUUUUAACCAGGAUUUCUGGGAAACUGGGGAAUUGUUUUAUUCAUCUUUCUCAUCGUGCUUGUGUGUGUGUUGUGAGAGAGGAUGUGUGGAUGAUCAGAGUUUAUGGUUGGGAGUGUAGGGGGUUGUGUAGUUCUUACAUGGUGGCACUUGUGCUCUGUGUGUGAGGCCUUUGCUUCAUUCUGUCACAAACACACAGACUGUUAGACACAGACUGUUUAAGUGACUAUAGGUCCUGGAUAGGCAACAAGAAAACAAGUAUACAAACCCCAAGGUGUGUGUGUAAAAGGAAUCAUCUAUCCUCUACAUAAUUUGUGAAACAUUCUAGCGUUGUCAUUGUUCAUCACAGUUGCCUUUGUUGCAUGGAAAUCAUUUUUUUUACAGUUUCUAUAUUGUUGUUUUGAUGUACUUUUUAAUUUGAGUUUUGAAAGCCAAAGGGUUAUUUUCAAUUAGCCUUCACAAAUAUAUUGAUUUAAUUUUUUACUUUUUACAGUUCUGUUGUAAUGCUCUUGUUCUUUUGGGGGAAAAUACAUCUGUUUACACCUGUACCUGAAAUCACAGAUUGCAUAUAAAUGCAUAUGUCAUGAAUCUUUCUUGGUGAGUUUGGCUUUAAAAUGCAGUUUCUGGAUUUACA
This is a messenger RNA of Oncorhynchus nerka (sockeye salmon), 6306 nucleotides long. Its product is annotated as SHC-transforming protein 1-like. Gene Ontology annotation, cellular component: plasma membrane. Gene Ontology annotation, biological process: cell surface receptor protein tyrosine kinase signaling pathway; intracellular signal transduction; multicellular organism development. Lineage: Eukaryota; Metazoa; Chordata; Actinopteri; Salmoniformes; Salmonidae. Bases 1433 to 3205 code for a protein of 590 amino acids. The transcript has 12 exons. The record is from RefSeq and is a predicted model, not a curated record. Gene Ontology annotation, molecular function: receptor tyrosine kinase binding.